AUGCAAGAACUAUUGAAUCAAUUGAAGAAAAAGUAUGGACCACAAUUUGUCGCUAGAGUUUUGGUUAAAGUGAUUAAUGGAUGUGCCACUAUCAAUAUGUUACGGAUUGCACAAGAGUUGGUACUACAUCAUCAGAAAUUGUGGUUGGACAUUCGUGAGACAGAGUGGAGUUUGAGUCUAGACGAACCGCUCUUGCCACCGUCCAUUGUAGGUCAUUUAAUGACCAAGAUGGCGCAAAAGAAGAAACAUAAACAAAUGCUACAGUUGGCAAUGGAAUAUUUUGCAAAUCCAGCAUUUGAUGCAGCCAGAGAUUUUCAGCAACAAGCGUUUUUGAAACUGUUUGAAGCAAGUGUCAAGACGCAACAAAGCCCGAGACGUAUUGUACGCACGUUUAUAGAUUACGUGGAUGGAAAUUAUCGUGUCAGUGGUGGAAAUGUAGAGAAGAUGAAAAGUUUAGUGCUUGAAAAAGGCUUUGGAGCUGCUAUUCAAUGUUGUGUGACACUCAAAGAAUUUCCGCUGGCAUUGCAUUGCUACCAAAUGAUGGGGAGUAUUCGCAAGAGGCUGGUUGGCGGUGGUGGUGAUGGUGAAUUGGAGGUGAAUGAGUUGUUUGACGAUGCUGAAAAGAAAGAAAGAGUUUGUAUCGUAGAUGAGGUGCUUCCAGUGGACGAAAACGUGUGCGUCAACGUGAUGAAAGCGUGUAUGGCACUGAAGGAUAUUUCCACAUUUAAGAACGUGUUUCGGGGAAUGGUUGCUCGAGGUGUAGCACGUAGUGCUGGAUUUGGGUCGGCGAUCCGUUAUUGUCACAUGCAGUUGGAUCCAACCUUUCUCGAAGAAGUGUUGGACGAGGUAUUUUUGACGGAGCAGGAGCUUGCGGGUGCCUGGAUGUUAGAGGUAGAAAACUACAAUGAUGCGCUUGGCUGUUUUGCAGCUACGAAUAGGCCGGAUCAAGCCAAGGAACUUUUCUCGCACAUGCUGAACAAUUCUUUCAUCGCGCCUGACCAUAUCACGAUGCUCGAGAUGGUGGAAAAUCACCGUGAUGCCACGAUCGAGGAGAUUUUCAACCUCAUGGAUGUUUUUCUGGAGUGGAAGCUGGCACCUAAUCUGCAGGUUUUCACUUCACUGCUAUCGAUCUGUAUGCGCAGGCGUGUAGUAGGCGAUGCCAUCGCGCUCAUGGAUGCGAUGGAGAAACAUGGUAUAGUUCCAGACAUUAAGGUCUAUACGACGAUCGCAUUUAUCCGCGCAUCUCAUGGUGACUUGAAGGCGGUGAUAGAUAUUUUGAAGGACAUGGCUAGCCAAAAUAUAGCUACAGACCGGAUAUUCUUUGACUACGUCAUCAACGCACUGCAUGGGUCUUGUGGUAUUGAUAUGUGCUUCUCGCUAUUCCGUGAGCUGAGCCAAGAUGGCAUGGCGAUCCCUGAAGGGCUGUACGUCUCUCUGGUUGACCUGGGAACCAAGAUUGGUUUGAUUGAGCGCACCUUGCAUGUUGCCUAUAACAUGGAGUGCGAAGGCUUUCAACUAUCUCCUGAGCAGUUGCAUGAGCUGAUGAUGCGGUGCCAGUCGUAUGACGAGAUCUUGGAGUUUUUGCGCACCUUCUCUUUGUUACACCAGGGACGGCAGCCUGAGACCCCGCGCUUUGAGAUAGAAUUGUACGAAGAUCUGAUUUCAGUGCUAACACAGUUCAACUGUAAGAAUGAGAUAUCGAAAGUUCAAGAGCUAGCUAGAGCGGCGGGGCAUGACGAUCUAAUUUUGUAG
Molecule: messenger RNA, 1752 nt
Organism: Peronospora belbahrii
Lineage: Eukaryota; Oomycota; Peronosporomycetes; Peronosporales; Peronosporaceae
Source: the annotation of a GenBank genome assembly